AUGGAGCUGGGAAAGGCAAAGCUGCUGCGAACUGGCCUCAAUGCCUUAUACCAAGCAAUUCACCCCGUGCAUGGGAUUGCCUGGACAGAUGGGAAGCAGGUGAUACUGACUGCUUUACACCUUCAUAACGGAGAGCCCAAAUUCGGUGACUCGAGCGUGGUGGGUCAGUUUGAACACGUGCACGGGCUGUACUGGGGCCCGUGUCCCCCCGACGCCCCGGCCCUGCUCGCCGUUCAGCACAAGAAGCACAUCACCAUUUGGCAGCUCUGCUUUAACGCCACCGACAGAAACAAGCUCCUGGUUUCCCAGAUCUGUGACAUCAGCGAGCCGUUCCCUGUGCUCCCCCAGGGCUGCGUGUGGCAUCCCAAGAAGGAGGUCUUAGCUGUGCUGACUACCCGGGACGCCUCCGUCUUACCCUCUGUCCACCUCAACAGCUCCAGGAUUAGCGCGGAUAUCAAAGGCACUGGGCUCAUCCACUGUGCCUGUUGGACCAAGGAAGGCAACCGCUUGGUUGUUGGGGUGGGCAGUGCCCUUCAUUCUUACAUUUGGGAUGAUGCUCAGAAAACACUGAACGCUUGUUCUUUCUGCCCAAUCUUUGAUGUGGGAGGAUACAUCUGUGCCGUGGAAGCUACGCAGAAUUUCCAAGUUGCUGUUGCCACUGAGCUUCCUCUAGACAAGAUCUGUGGCUUAAAUGCUGGUGUUGCAUUUGAAGUUCCAGCGAGCGUUGAGACUGAGUCCUUCCCCUCGCAGUCCAGUUUGUGUGGGGAGGAGGAGUAUUCCAUGGAUGGGGGCAAGAAGUCACUGGACUCUGAGAAGUCCUUGUCUGCAGUUACGUCUCCUGUGGAUCUAACUCACAUACUUUCUAGCAAGCCAGGUGCUGAUUCCAGCCCUCUCCUUCACCUGAGGCCCAAGGACUACCUGACAGGAAGUGGCCAAGAUUCUUCACACCUCAUCUUGGUGACUUUUGAAAGAAAGGUUACCACUACCAAAAAGGUUAGCAUCCCAGGCAUCCUGGUUCCUGAUAUAAUGGCUUUUGACCCCAAAACUCAAACUGUAUCGGUUGCUUCCAAUACUUGUAAUGUUAUUUUAGUCUAUUCGCUGACUUCUUCCAAUUUACCCAACAUUCAGCAAAUUCAGCUAGAGAAAAAUGAGAAACCAAAGGGUUUGUGCUUCUUGACUAAUAAAUUGUUACUGAUACUGGUUGGAAAACAAAAAUUCAGUGACCCUGCAUUUCUUCCCUCUUCAAGAUCAGACAAAUACAUGAUCCGAUUGAUGAUUAAGGAACUAAUAUUUGAAAUGGGUCCUUCAGCAUGUGCGUCAGUUAAUGGCAGCUCCAGCCUGAACCUUUCCAGCAUACCUCAUGAUGCCUCCAGAGAGGUUCACCCUCUCAGCCGUGGGCUCCUGAUUCCAGACCGCUCUGCCCUUCAGUCCCCUACGAGCCGAAGGAGACUCAUCGAAGAAAUCAAGAGUCCUGUUUGUGAACAGAACUUGGUAUUGAAUGUGAAUGACCUCAAAGAUAAAAAGAUGUCCAUGAAUUUUCCUCCAGUUCUCGAGACUCUGGAUGCUGAACCAGUGAAUCGGUCUGUGGCACUGUCUGCUGCAUCCAACAAGCCAACAUCUCCCAAGAGGCAGCCAGAGGCAGCUUCCAAAAUACCAAACUCCUACAAGAAUAACCUGUUCAGUGAAAGGGAGGCAAAUUACUUCUUGAAAAAUGUAGAAAAACUCUCUGGUAACUUCACAGAAUUGCAGCAUCGUCUCUGUGAAUUGACUGAGCUGCUAAAAUCUGGGAAGAGAAACCUUCCGGUGUAUCCAUCUUCUCAGGAACCCUCUAUUAUUAACAUCACCUGCCAGAAGCAGCUUUCCAGAAGUGAGUCCGAUGAAAGUCGGGUUGUUCUUCUUUGUGGUGGUAAACUGCGCCUAAACGUCAUCCAGCAGAUAUUCAACCUGUCUCUUGUAGAAAUGCAACACGGUUCCUCUUGGAUUGUUCUCACAGCAGACAGCGAGGGCUUUGUCCCAUUAACAUUUACAUCUGAGCAGGAGGUAGUUGUAAGAGAUGCCAGUACAAAAGGCUACAGUGCCCGUUCCUCCAAAACUUUGGACAUCAUCAGUUCUACACAGGAGUGUAGAUCUGCUUCUUCUGAGAGCCUGGAUAUCACCAGUUCUGUGGAAGCCCUCAGAGACUGCUCCUCCAAGCCCUCGGACAGCAGCAGUCCCUCCACACAGCCCAGCAGUAAAAUGUAG
Messenger RNA from Acanthisitta chloris (rifleman), 2241 nucleotides. It is a transcript of the gene WDCP, whose product is annotated as chromosome unknown open reading frame, human C2orf44. Gene Ontology annotation, molecular function: kinase binding. The record is from RefSeq and is a predicted model, not a curated record. NCBI's taxonomy places the organism in Eukaryota, Metazoa, Chordata, Aves, Passeriformes, Acanthisittidae. Bases 1 to 2241 code for a protein of 746 amino acids. The transcript is spliced from 3 exons.